This is a messenger RNA of Selaginella moellendorffii, 3879 nucleotides long. RefSeq lists its product as uncharacterized. Bases 27 to 3524 code for a protein of 1165 amino acids. NCBI's taxonomy places the organism in Eukaryota, Viridiplantae, Streptophyta, Lycopodiopsida, Selaginellales, Selaginellaceae. The transcript is spliced from 23 exons. The record is from RefSeq and is a predicted model, not a curated record.
CUUUUCCUUUAGGGCUCUUGCGAAGAAUGCUGCUCGGGAGUGCGGCAAAUGGAAAUGGAAUCGUCGUCUUCAAACAAUUCAACUCUCGUCAGCUGCUGAGCGGCAGGAUUUCCAGCUGCAAAAUUCCUAGCUCGCAUUUCCCGCUGUCUAGGAGUCACUUAAUUCGAUGCGAGGCCGCCUCCAACGCAGCUGUGUCGAGCGUUCCUGGUAUCGAGUGGGUCCAAAGAACUUUUGAUCUCCCACCAUAUAAAAGAGGAUGUCACAUAAUCACUCAGCAAAUCUACAAGGCCGUGCCGGAGAUUAGAAACUUUCGAGUCGGCAUUGCUCACAUCUUUGUGAUGCACACCUCGGCGAGUCUCACCAUCAACGAGAACGCGAGCCCCGACGUGCCACUCGACAUGGAGGACGCCUUAAACAAGAUCGCUCCAGAGGGUCACCACUACCGUCAUCUCGAUGAAGGACUGGAUGAUAUGCCGGCUCAUGUCAAAUCUUCGAUCAUGGGUUGUUCCUUGAGUGUGCCGAUCACCGCUGGGAGAUUAAAUCUUGGAAUCUGGCAGGGAAUCUGGCUCAACGAGCAUAGAGACUAUGGAGGCAGUCGAAGGCUCUGCAUCACAAUCCACGGACAAUCCAGUUCUGGAUCUGUAACAAGAAAGUUCCACACAGGCUUUGCUAGAAAGAUGCCACUAAAGAAAUUUGGAAGUACCUGCUUGACCGUGAGAGAGUACAUGUUCUUGGGCCUCGAAAGUGGAAGAAGCUUAAACCUGCAUGGAUCAUCGAAAUCUCAAAGAAACGAAUCGAGACUACGCAAAAGAGGUGUUCGCUUACCUGAUGAGCUUCCUCGGCUUCGAUCGCCUCGAUCUCGCCUUUCGGACGGCCGUGUGCUGCCCCGCCAUCGCCAGAUAGAAGACUGGAUGCUUCUCUUCCGGCUCGAAUUCGCAGCUGAUAGCCGAGCUGUCGGAACAGGCUGCUGGAUCGCAAUCGGCCUGGCGCUGCUGCUCCUUGCGCCAAAGUAUAUCGUCGGCUGGCGUCCAGUCGCAAUCCGGAUCAAGAAUAUCGCCGGCGCCUUCGUCCAGCUCUGGGAGAUCGCAAAUGUCGCUCAAGACCUGGCUUCCAAACUCCGGAAGCGAUUCUUUCCCCGCAUUCGCCUCCAUCGCCCCUGCCAGAGAGCAAAUCGAAAUUCGCUUAUUUGCGACGAACGGCUGGGGUGGCCUAGAUCCGACGGCUCAGCUGUGAGCCAAUCGGUUUUCUCCUCCGCGCUCGGGUAUGGAUUCUCCCUGUUCGCGUCGAGCCACAUCGCGAGGAUCUCCUUGGCUCUGGCAGGAAGCUUUGCGACUGGCCUCUUCCUCUCGUAUCCAGUCCGGCGGCGGCGGCGCUUGGGAGAAGCAAUGGGUGGCGAGAGUGGUGGUGACAUCUCGGACUCUCGACCGAAUUCGUCCCUGGCCGAGUGGAACUCGGUGGCGGUGUCGCAGCACGAUGAACUGUUGUUCACGGAGAGGCUGCAAGAGUCCACCACUGAUUCCGCGAGCCGGGAUGAGCUUGCAUGUCGGCAUCCUCGUAGAGGAUCCCAUCCUUCGGCAACGCCUCCGGAAUCCCAUCCAGAGCCAGUAGAGGGAUCUGCAUUUGCCGGAGAGCCGCCCCUGCGCCGCCUGAUCAGCCGAAGCGAAGCACGCCGCGGUCGUCUCCAUGAAGAUUCCAGUCUCGCCGGCCUCGUUCCAGUAGGACGACUCGCCCUGUUCUUGCUGCGGCGCCGGCGCGGGAUCGCGAUUCACGAGAUCUUGAGCGUCUUCCUCCGAUGUCCAGGAAGCGAACUCGAAAUAAUCGUCCGCCAUGGAUACCGCUGCGCAGCACCGGAUCGAUCACGUAACGAUUCAAGCGCAGAGAGCAAGAAUCCAUACCUUGCGCAGCAUCGACCGAUUCCAGCUCCAGGAUCGGCAGCGCUGCGUCGUCCGCCUCCAUCGCCACCAAGAAAUGCCCGAGAUAUCAGGGUUUUCCCGCGCGAGCGUUCUAGGGCGCCCAUAAACCCUAAAAACAGGGGCUGUGAUGAAGCUGCCAGGAAAUUGCCGCGUCAGCUAGGCGAUAAGACACUGCGAUUUCCGGCACCUGCCGCGAAGGCGCCAUUGGCCUUCUUUCCGUUCGCUAGACGAGCGAGAAAUCGAGUGGAUCGUGCGGGAAAUUUCAGGAUGUCGAGGGCUAGAACGGAUUCCAAGCUCUUUAGAAGCACCGGGAGCGUAGGAAAGCCAGGGAGGAAACCAGCGGUGGGAGGGUCGCCUGUGGCAGCGGCCGCGGCGUCCUCCAUCCCGGUCAAGGAGUCGCCAGAUUCCAGCCAGCAGGUGGAUCCGGAUUUGACGAGAGCGCUCAAGCAGAUCUUCGAGGUGAGGAACUGCAAGCUCAAAGAUCACGGCAGCAGCCACAACAAUAACAGUAACAGCAGUAGCAAGAACAGUAGCGAGGAAUCGUGCCUGACUUUAUUUGGGAGGAAGCUGGCCUCGCCGUCGUCCAGUCUGGAUGGAUCCGACGGGAACACGAAGAAUGUGGCAAAUCAGUACUCGCGGCAAGGGACGGACAAGCUCCCUCCUGCUGCCACGGCUCAUCUUCUCAAGGAGCUCCACAAGCAAAGGCUCAAACAAAGGGGAAUCACUGCCUCGGCCAACGAUUUCCCAGACAUGGGCGAGAUUGAGUUCGUCCACACUGAGAGAAGACCGGAAGUGUCGACGCUACCACUUCUCAACAAUUUACAGGAGAAGAGACCUCUGGAAAAUGCCUCGGAUUGCAGCCCUGAAGCAAAGAGGCAGCGGAUCGAGAAGGAUAAAAGCCUGGAUCUGAGUCUUUCGGUGGAGUUUGGUUCACCAGAUGAAGCAGCUCGAGAUUCGAACAAUACCCAAAGCAUGGACAUUGCUGCUGAGGAGGAGAGGACACAUGCAACCGUGAAGGAUCCGGAGCAGCUCACACUCUUCUACAAUGGCCAAGUCCUCGUGUACGACGACGUUCCAUCCGAUAAGGCUAAAGCGAUCAUGGUGUUGGCUAGUAGCAUCAGCUCAAAGACAUCAUGCUAUACUCCUUGCCUUGCUGCGGCUACUGCCGCUGCGGCGAAGGCUACCAGUGCUGCUACUGCUCCGCCUAUCGUAGUUCCAACCACGGCAAAAGCAUCUAACUCGUUGUACCCAUCACCAAAGGGCACCACUCCGGCGGCAGACAAACGCUCAUCGUCAAACGACGUCCAAGCAAGGAAGGCAUCCAUUAGCAGAUUCCUGGUCAAGAGAAAAGACAGGCUGUCUGCCAAGCCAGCCGAGAAGGCCGAGGCGUCGUCAAAGUCGUCCGCGAAAGACAUAUCGCAGCGCUCGAGAAGCCCGUCACCGGCAGCGUCGAGCAGUCCCGUGACGCCCCCCAGGGCCUCGCCUCCCAGGCUCGUCGACGAGCUCAAGCUCCAGCUAGAAAAGGGGGAGAUGCUCAAGAGAUCCAUCCCGGCAAAUGCUGGAUCAGCAGCAGCAGCAGCAGCAGCACCGAGGCAGUGGAUUGGUGUGUAGAGGCGGUGGAGAUGAUUCGCAGUGCCAAGUUUUAAAGGUUUUGGACUGUGGAAGGCAGCAGCAGCAAGCUAAGAACAGGCCAAACUCAGUCACACACACACAGACACUCUCCUCUUUACCAAGUGAGAAAACAAAGAGAGUAUAGCUUAUAUUUGAUACUUAUAACUCUUCUCUUCCAAAAUUCUUGUGUAUUUCUCUCUUUCUUUCUCUAGUUUUUUUCUCAUCUGGAGAGCAUAUUCGCUUGAUGGAUGGAUGGAUGGAUGGAAGGUUGAUCACAAACAAUGCCCUCGGAAAGAUUGUGGAGGGUUGCUUUGUAUAGAACAGACAAAAGCAAAGAAAAAUUCUUUGAUUAAAA